AUGGCGACGCAAUAUCCGCCCCCGUCGAAACGCCAGAAACGGGAGCAGGCAGAGAUUGCGCGCCAACAGCAGGAUGUCGACAAUACCAUUCCCGAUGGCACUGUUCGAGUGCGCUUCGUUGACCAGGCCACCGGAGAAAGUGGCAAUCUUCCCGUCCUGACGGUGCAGCUGUCACAAGCAUCGACCAAGAACCUCGAAUUACUGCUCAACGAACUCAAAGAUCAGUCCGACGAUCAAAUACCAUAUCGCUUCUUCCCUGACGGUGCUACCGAAGCACUCGGAGACAAGGAAGAUCUAUACAAUGCCUUGGUAAAGUCAGGGAAAGCAUCGGCAGAAAGCGAGAUUGUACUGCAGUAUGCGCCGCAAGCCGUCUUCAGAGUAAAGGCUGUGUCAAGGUGUUCCGCAGCUGUCUCUGGUCAUGGCGACAAUAUCUUGGCCGUGAAUUUCUCCCCGGAAAGCUCCAGCAGGAUGGCAAGUGGCAGUGGGGACAAGACGGUUAGAAUUUGGGACUGUGAUACUGGUACACCUGUACAUACAAUGAAGGGGCACACGAGGUGGGUGUUGGCUGUGUGCUACUCGCCUGAUGGGUCGUUGUUGGCUUCCGGAGGUUACGACAACGAGGUGCGUAUAUGGGACCCCAGUACUGGAAAGCAGAUCGGCGGACCCCUCAAGGGUCAUGCCAACUUCAUCACAUCGCUAUCAUGGGAGCCAUACCAUCUACAAGAACCAGGCCGACCAAGAGUGGCUUCGUCGUCAAAAGAUGGCACAGUCAGGGUAUGGGACGCGAUAGGAGGAAAGAUCGAAUAUGCCUUGGCGGGACAUAAAAGCAGUGUGACUUGCGUAAAAUGGGGCGGUACUGGGCGCAUUUACACGGCUUCGCACGACAAGACUAUCAAGGUCUGGAAUGCUUCCACGGGAUCACUCAUCAACACACUGUCUGGCCACGCACAUUGGGUGAAUCAUCUCGCUCUUUCGACAGACUUUGUCCUCCGUACCUCCUAUCAUGACCACACUAGAAAGGUUCCUUCAACGCCCGAAGAGAAGCUUGCCAAAGCAAAGCAACGUUUCGAAAAAGCAGCUACACUCAAUGGCGAGAUUGUCGAGCGUCUAGCAACAGCAUCAGAAGACUGCACUAUCAUUCUUUGGACACCACUGAGCAGCACGAAGCCCGUUACAAGAAUGACGGGCCACCAGAAGCAGAUCAACCAAGUUACCUUCUCACCUGAUGGCCUACUUCUGGCGUCUGCGGCAUGGGACAACCAUGUUAAGCUCUGGUCCGCUCGGGAUGGUAAAUUCCUCAACACACUACGAGCGCACGUUGGACCAGUGUAUAUGACUUGCUUCUCUGCCGACAGCCGAUUGUUGGCGAGCUGCAGUAAAGACACCACGCUGAAAGUGUGGGAUAUGCGGACUGGAAAGUUGAAGGAAGAUCUGCCAGGUCACAAAGAUCAAGUGUUCGCCCUUGAUUGGAGCCCAGAUGGUGAUAGGGUCACUGUAGUGUUAGCAUAUACCCAAUGGAUAUGGUUACGUUCUCGACAAGCUCGAGUCACGAAGUUCUUCAUCAAGGUAAUUGCUACCACUUUCUGGCAACGCGGCUUCUCUGAGGCCCCCCUCUUGCAAUAUGCACCUCUGAAGGACCAAAUGGAAAUGGCAGGGCCCAAUUUAAUCGAGAGGGCUACAAGUACUGUGGUGUUUGAGAAUAGCAAUCCAUUUGUUCUACGUACCGGUACGGUACUCUGUACAGGGCCGGCCAAAAGUAACCUUGCCUGCGCCACCGGAAAGGCUGUGCCGAAGGCUAAUGCGAUUAUCCCCGCCCAUGCGCGCCAAGCUACCGAGGAUCGGCUGAGAACGCGUCAAAAGCGGAUAGCCCGACGUCAUCGCUCGAGGGGACAAGCUUCCCAGAAAGGCAGCCCUUUCAUUGCACUGCGCAACUGUCUGUGA
Plenodomus lingam JN3 is the source of this 1941-nucleotide messenger RNA. RefSeq lists its product as uncharacterized. Gene Ontology annotation, biological process: ribosomal large subunit assembly. The record is from RefSeq and is a predicted model, not a curated record. Lineage: Eukaryota; Fungi; Ascomycota; Dothideomycetes; Pleosporales; Leptosphaeriaceae. Gene Ontology annotation, cellular component: nucleolus. Gene Ontology annotation, molecular function: protein binding.